AUGAAUCAGAUACGCGCCAUUCAGGCGCUCAACAAAAAAGAGAUUGAAAAUGGAAUUUCACCAGACGCGUCAUGGCAUGUAGAUUAUCGCGACACAGCCUUUGUCUAUUUCGGCGGCCUCCCAUAUGAACUUUCCGAAGGAGACAUCAUCACAAUAUUCUCCCAAUUCGGCGAGCCGGUAUUCCUCAAACUCGUGCGCGACAAGGAAACGGGAAAAUCCAAGGGCUUCGGCUGGCUGAAAUACGAAGACCAGCGGAGCACAGAUCUAGCAGUGGACAAUUUAGGUGGUGCUGAGAUUGGCGGCCGGCUAUUACGAGUUGACCAUGCUCGGUAUCAAGCCCGAGACGACGAAGACCAAGACGAAUACAAGAUUGGCUGGGAAGAUGUCCAGCGCAGAGAGGGCAAACCUGUGUCCGACGAUGAGAUGAGCGAAGAGGAGGAAGUUCAGAGACCAAUGCUACCGGAAGAGAGAGAACUGGCUCUGUUGAUGCGAGAUCACGACGACGACGACCCGAUGAAAGGCUUCUUGAUUGAAGAGAAGAAGAAGGAGACAGGCACAGACACCACAGACACCACAGAUCAAGACGAGACAAAGGAGAUGAUGGCCGACACGAGAGAACUCGGAGGGAAGAGGGAUCGGAGAAAGAAAAAAGACCUUCAGAGAGAGAAUCAAGACGAGAAAGAUAUCGAGAUGACUCGAGAGAGCGCCAUAAGCGGCACAGAGAUGUUUCUUGGGGAGAUUCUCAAGAGCGGGAUAGGCGGCGGGACAAGAAGCCUGAGGACAGACGAUCACAUAGAAGAGAUGAGGACGGCAGGUCAAACAGAAGAGACGGCGACAGACGAGAUGAUGACCGGGAAAGACGCAGGAGAAGGAGAGAAGACGACGACGACAAAGAACGUAGGAGAAAUAGAAGCAGAUCUCCACGGCGCCGUCAAGAUUAACAUCUAG
Trichoderma gamsii is the source of this 948-nucleotide messenger RNA. RefSeq lists its product as hypothetical. The record is from RefSeq and is a predicted model, not a curated record. Bases 1 to 948 code for a protein of 315 amino acids. Gene Ontology annotation, cellular component: U2 snRNP; precatalytic spliceosome; catalytic step 2 spliceosome. Gene Ontology annotation, molecular function: RNA binding. Gene Ontology annotation, biological process: mRNA splicing, via spliceosome. Lineage: Eukaryota; Fungi; Ascomycota; Sordariomycetes; Hypocreales; Hypocreaceae. The transcript is spliced from 3 exons.